AUGUCGUCCAAUACUAAUCUCGAUAUAUGGCUUGCUGGAGCAUUUGCGGCGUUCUCUGUCGACCUGCUUGUUUACCCUCUUGAUACCCUCAAAACACGUCUUCAGUCGCAGGAUUAUGUGAAGCUAUACAAAAAUGCCAAUGGCACAACGAACCGCUCUUUAUUCCGUGGACUAUACCAAGGCGUUGGGUCUAUCAUACUCAUGACCAUUCCUUCCUCCGGCGCGUUCUUUACGACCUAUGAAGCCUUGAAGUAUAGCCUCGAAGAUGUUGUCCCUCCGAACUCCACUCUAUACCUCCCCAAACCUGCCGUACAUGCACUCGCAAGCGGUGGCGCUGAAUUGGUUAGCUGCGCAAUCCUGACACCGGCCGAAGUCCUGAAGCAAAAUGCUCAGAUGCUGAGCUCUGGGAAAAAGGGCUCCACAUCCCUUCAGGUGCUCAAGAACUUCCGAAAACAACCUACCAAAUUGUGGCGAGGAUACACAGCUCUCGCAGCGAGGAAUCUCCCCUUUACUGGCCUUCAGUUUCCUGCCUUCGAAUCAUUAAAGAACUAUUUUAUGGCGCGGCGGAAAGAUAAGAAAGGGGCACCGGUCGAUGGAAUACUGGAGCGAGCCGGGAUCACUGCCAUGAGUGCCGGUAUAGCUGGUAGUGGUGCCGCGUGGAUCACGACUCCUAUUGAUGUGGUGAAGACAAGGAUAAUGCUCGCGGCUUCUGGAGAAGACCCUCCAGCAAAACAAGAGGCGAAAGGUAAACAAUCCAGUUUUCUCAUGCAUGGAAUUCAAAGUUCCAGGAAGAGUGGUUUCACUGUUGCGAAAGAGAUUCUCAGAACAGAUGGCAUCCGAGGUCUGUUCAGAGGAGCGCUGCUUCGAGGCUGCUGGACGGCACUGGGUAGUGGAUUGUACCUGGGGUGUUACGAAGGGGGUCGGUUCUAUCUGGAAAGCUCCAGGGAGAGUAAAAAAGAGGGAGAUCAUCUUAUGCAACGAGAUUGGUCCAAGGUGAAAGUUGGCAUCGGCCCAAGCAGAUCCCAAGAUUCGGUGAAGAAAAGUGCCUGGCAAGAAGACUGA
Exophiala spinifera is the source of this 1062-nucleotide messenger RNA. RefSeq lists its product as uncharacterized. The record is from RefSeq and is a predicted model, not a curated record. The transcript is spliced from 2 exons. Lineage: Eukaryota; Fungi; Ascomycota; Eurotiomycetes; Chaetothyriales; Herpotrichiellaceae. Gene Ontology annotation, cellular component: mitochondrial inner membrane. Bases 1 to 1062 code for a protein of 353 amino acids. Gene Ontology annotation, molecular function: S-adenosyl-L-methionine transmembrane transporter activity.